UUGUCAGAUUGUGUGCAAUCUGCUUCUUUUACAGAAAAGAAAAUGUACAAUAUGUUUUGUGCUCAACAGAAAUAUUUACAAACACGUCUGGGGGGGGGGGGGGGGUGUCCAAGAUAAAUGGCUCGUUGAUGAUUGACUCGUUAAAACGGCACCUUAAUAAAGUUUUGAUAUUUGCAAGUAAUAUGCAUGUGUUUGUGUAUAUAUCACUGUGUACGAAUGGAAGUGUACAUUAAUUUGAGUAAAUGACUAGCUGCGAUUUUCUGUACCGCUAGCUGCAUUAUUAACUACGACCUAUGCAGUUCAUGUUUCCACAAUUACUCCGUAAGCCACGCCCCCUUAGUUGCUGUUACUACGUCCCACAAGCUAACAUCCAAAAUGGCGGAAUCGGUAGCAGACUGUGUAGCUGAUCUAAAAAGUAUUCCAGAUGAUGUGUCUGUUUUAUAUCUUCCUGAGAGUUCGGGCCUUUCCAGAAAAGCACAAGAGAAAGGUUUAAAUUAUUUUACGCAAGGCUACAUCCACCAUAUAAAAAUUUCCGAUGAAAAUCAACCGAAAGUGAAUGGUGUUCCAUGAGGAAAAACGACUCGGCACACAAACUCCAUAUUCAAGUUUGCUUGGAGACGAAACAGCUAUCAGAGACUAACUGCUCCUGUAAAGCUGGGUGAGUAUAUUUUGGUAUUAAACUAAUAUUGCAGCAUGGUUUAUUUUAGUGCAAAGCAAAAAUAAAAGUAACAAACCGGAAUUUAACAAAUGACACACAUGUGUCUUAAAGCUACAUUGUCAAAACUUUGUAAUAAUAUUUGAACAUUUACAGUAGAUCGGCCAACUGUUUAGUUUGAAUUCACCUCACAACCAAUUUCGGUCAUAUGCAUCACACACACACACACACACGGUCUGUUCAUGGGCUGUGUGUGGACAUGUAUAUUAUUCAUAUUUAUUUGAAAACAACAGGUGUUCAUGAAUAUAAACGACUUUCUUUUUGUACUUCCAGGCUAAGUGGCCACUGCUCACACAUUAUUGGGCUCUUAAAAACCGUACAAGGAUUCAUGCUGCACAAUUUAACAUCAGUCCCAGAACAGCAGAGUUGUACGAGCAUUCCAAGACAGUGGGGCCAUCCAAGAGGGAUGAAAAUAAAGCCAAUACCAAUGAGCCAUGUUGUGGUGGAAAGACCCACAGCAGAAGUCAGAAAACGAAAGCCUGUAUUAUGUCAGUUGGAUACACAGAAGAAACUUCCUCUUGUUGAGUCUUCUGAUGUUAAAAAACUGAGACAACUCGAUGGAACGCCACUGGGAUAUAUUUUAUCAGAAGAUGGACCUACAGUGGAUACACCUUUUGGGAAAGUAUCUGUUGGCUCACUGUUAUCAUAUCAGACAAGAAACUUAAAAAAUAUAGAAGUUUCUGUAGGAACUGGAUGCGGCAAUACACUAUUUCCAAAAACAGCACCUGUAAAGUUAACAGAUGAAUAUCUUUGCUUAAAUAAAGACUUUGCCCUGGUUGAUGCAGAAAAACUGGAAAGCCAGACACAGGGACAGGCAAGCUGCCAGUUAUGGAAAAUAUCAAGGGCCAAACGAAUAACAGCGUCAAAUUUUGGGAAAAUUUUACAACUCAAGUCUGUGCCAUCUUCAAAAUUCUUGGUGAAUAUAUUUAACACCAAAGAAAUAUCAGCUGCUCCUUUGGAAUAUGGCAGAAGAAAUGAACCAAAAGCAAAAGCCAAGUAUCUUGAACUAUAUCAUACAAGACACAUACAUGAAUGUGGACUGGUGGUAAAUAAAGAAUUUUAGUUUUUAGGUGCCAGCCCACAUGGUAAAGUAUGUGAUAACAAUGAUUGUGGCAUAAUUGAGGUCAAGUGACCAUAUACUGCAAGAGACCAUACAAUUAAUCAAGCAGUUGAUGAACUUAAAAUUUUUAUUUUGAAAAGAGAAUUGCAAUUCAAUUAUUUUGCCUCAGAAUCAUCAAUACUAUGACCAGGUUCAAGGACAGCUGAUGGUAACUGGCUCAAAGUUUUGUGACUUUGUAGUUCAUACCAAUAAAGACUUGCAUGUUCAGCGGAUUUAUCCGAAUAUUGACCAUAUGCAAAACAUGUUGCAAAAAUUAUCUUUGUUUUACAUGAAAUAUGCAAAACCCCAUCUAACCGAAAUGGAAAAAAACAAGUAGGUCAGGUGUAUAUUGAAUAUACAGGUGUAUAUAUGUUGUGGGUUAGAUUUCAUUUUUGUGUAA
This is a messenger RNA of Gigantopelta aegis, 2214 nucleotides long. RefSeq lists its product as uncharacterized. NCBI's taxonomy places the organism in Eukaryota, Metazoa, Mollusca, Gastropoda, Neomphalida, Peltospiridae. Bases 864 to 1778 code for a protein of 304 amino acids. The transcript is spliced from 3 exons. The record is from RefSeq and is a predicted model, not a curated record.